Molecule: messenger RNA, 1523 nt
Organism: Heterobilharzia americana
Lineage: Eukaryota; Metazoa; Platyhelminthes; Trematoda; Strigeidida; Schistosomatidae
Source: the annotation of a GenBank genome assembly
UUAAGGUUGUUUGAAAAUACUAGUUGGAUUGUUGACUGCUUUUGACCGCAGAUUGAUUUGGGCGUUACGUUACUAUGGCCUUAGGAAGGAAAAAUGCAACUCGUCUCCCACCUGAAGUGAACAGAAUAUUGUUGGUGAAAAAUUUGCCUUAUAACAUAUCAGCGGAAGAAAUGUAUGAUAUUUUUGGAAAGUAUGGCGCCAUUCGUCAGAUCCGUAUUGGUAACACUCCUGAAACUAAGGGAACUGCUCUGGUUAUAUACGAAGAUAUCUUCGAUGCUAAAAACGCCUGUGAUCAUCUCAGUGGUUUCAAUGUAUGCAACCGAUACCUUGUGGUUUUAUAUUAUCAGAGAAAUAAGGUAACCUCUACUGUUUUUAUUGUUUUUUAUGUCAUCAAUGCAUGAUUAUUCAUUUGUGUACUACAGUAUAUCAUUUAUUCUUUAGAUUUAUGCAUUUAUUACACACACUCAUAUUAGGGAGGUCAAUAAAUAACUAAAGAGGAAGACUUUAAGAUGAUUUAGGAUAUUUGUAAGUUAAAAUGGUGAUUUUGGUGGUUUUACGUCUGAUAGAUUGAACCAUUCAUCUCAGGAGAAGUAAAACCCUAAAUCAUUUGAUAGUGAUUUAUGAGUAUUAGCAUCUAGACUAGUGGUAAACCGUCUGCAGAUAUGAAUCCAAUCUGUAACCAGUUUAACUAUUUGUAAGUUUUAUAGUCCAAGUUCACAGAAUUAUGAAGAAAUUUCCGCUUGAUUUCUUUUUAUAACCAUGAACUUGUCAUAUGGUUUGGUCUGCUUAUCACCCACAAAGCCAGAAACGAAAUAAUAAUGAUCUUUUUUUUCCAAAGCGUUGUUUCGAGAUACACACUCCGUAUCUACAUAAGUAGUUGAGAAUCAUUCACUUAAAUCAGUAAAUAGUUAGCCAGCUUGUUUAAACACUGCACAAACGUUUCGCGCGUUUCUAUAGUGUUUUAUCGGGUUAUUUCCUGCACACACUUUUGAUAAAUUCUCAAAAGCGAUGGGUUUCUGUUGGUUGGAUCACCGAAAUAUAGUAAGCAAGCACUUAUAUUAAAUGCUACGAGUCAGUAGUAGAAUGUUACUAAGAAAUUGAUGCAAACGAAUAAUUCCAUUGUAUCAUAUACAAUGUGAGAUUCAAGGAUAUAUUUUGAUGAGAUACAGCUAUACUUUUUGAAGAUAUUUGUUAACAGUCAGAUACUGGAAAUGCUUUCUAACACUAGAUGGGUUUGAAAAUAGAGUUGCCUUUUUAUAAUUCUUUCAGAAGCAAUAAAAAAAACUUACUUCGUUUUUCUCUUCUAAUGUUUUUUGCAGCAAUUUAAGAAAACUGAUGUGGAUAAGAAGAAGGAGGAAUUAGACCGAUUGAAGGCAAAGUAUGGUUUAAACACUCCGAAGAUGAAAUGAUUCACUUUACAACGUAUUUGAAUUUAGUUGGAGUUUCUCCUAAUCAGAAUUCCUCGAAUGCUUAUGCGUUCAAAACUGUAAUUUUGAUAAGUCAGUUAAAUAAAUAUUGUGUAU